Messenger RNA from Brenthis ino (lesser marbled fritillary), 1194 nucleotides. The record is from the annotation of a GenBank genome assembly. NCBI's taxonomy places the organism in Eukaryota, Metazoa, Arthropoda, Insecta, Lepidoptera, Nymphalidae.
AUGAGCACAUGCAUGAAUAAAACUCAAGAUGAUGACAAUUCAUAUAAAGCAUUAAGAAGACGCGUAGAAGUGCCAUGUGAAUUUUGUGAUAGAAUAUUUAAAAAUAGGUUCGACAGUGUAGUGCACAAUUCAUCACAUAUAAUAAUACCUCUAAUUAAACAAAGUCUUUUCAUCUGUGAUAUAUGCAAUUCCUUUUUUAAAUCUCAAGACGAUCUCAAUGUGCAUCACUUAAACAAGCAUCCGGACAUAUUUAUAAAGCAUGAGGAAAUAAGUUACGAUGCAUACCCUAAAAUAAAAGAACCAACAGAAUUAAGUGAUUCAAAAGAAAUAAAUAAUGUUAUAACAGAACCUAUAAAGAAUAGGUUGAAGUUUGAGGACGAUGAUGUGACUUUUAAGGGGAUUUUAAAAGAUUUAGUAACAGAAUGUAAAGUGAAUGUGCAAAUUUGUGAUCAAUGGGAUAAUGUUACCAAAUGCUAUGAGGCUUCCGAUGCUAAAUUUAGUGAGGGUUUCGUUAAACCAAUAGUGCAUGUGAAAAUUGAGGAGGAAAAAAGCUUGGUAGACAAAUUGGUGUUAGAUGAGCCGUUGACAGAUGAAUAUUUGUACGAUAACUUUGUAGGCAAUGCAAAUAAUCAAAAAUUUGAAAGUAUCCACUAUUCUUUGUUGGUUAAACCGGGAAUUUUUAAUUGUAGAUAUUGCUAUACUUCUUUUCCAGACAGGUUUUCAUUAAUCCAACAUGAAGUCGUCCAUAUGAAAAUAGGCAAAUAUAUUGCUGGAAACCAUUAUAAUUUAAAUAAACAUAUACAAAAACACCACUGCAAUAUAAAGAAAAUUGCCAUUGAAACAAAGAAGUGUGAGAAAUGCAGAUUAAAAUAUAGAAAAUGUCACCGGCACACCAGGGAUUACAAUUCAGAAGUUGUAACGCCUAGCGUAAAACUGUUGAAAGUAUGUGAUUUGUGCAUAUCUUUCUUCAGAUGUACGAUUAGAAAAAAAUAUUAUGUGAAAGGGACGACAAAAGAUGAAUUGGGAGUUAGAUAUCCCUGUGAAGUCUGCGGCAUACUUCAUUUUAAAUUAAAAAUUGUUGAGCGCAUCACGAAUUAUCAAUAUGGUUUCAAGUCAAAGAAAAAGAAAACGAAUGAAGACAGGUUGAAACUCAUACAGCAUAGAUUGAAGAAAUUAAAUUUGCUGAAUAAAUAU